Messenger RNA from Monopterus albus (swamp eel), 3307 nucleotides. RefSeq names its product formin binding protein 4 (gene fnbp4). The coding region runs from base 176 to 2848 and encodes 890 amino acids. Gene Ontology annotation, molecular function: protein binding. The record is from RefSeq and is a predicted model, not a curated record. Lineage: Eukaryota; Metazoa; Chordata; Actinopteri; Synbranchiformes; Synbranchidae. The transcript has 18 exons.
CCCAUCGUAUCUGAUCCGAAACUCGCCGACCUUCUUCUAGCCGCGGUUUGGACAGUUGCUCCUCCUUCCAGUCCUGCUGACUGCUGCCUCGUGGUGCUAGCUCGAAGCAGCAGAGGAUUAACAACGACGCCAGGAAAGGGAGCAGGCCUUUAGACCGACAGAUAGACACACCGUGAUGGGGAAGAAAAGUCGCCUCACAGGAGGAGCGGUCGGUAGAAGAACGAUCCUACAGCUUUCACCUCCUGGGCUCCGCGGUGGGAAUGCAGGAGAGAGGGAAGAAGCACUUUCUGGAUCCGAUGACGAACAGGAUGGUGAUGGAGAGAGAUUCGUGAAAAAGGGACACACAAACAUGAAGGCUCCCGCAGUAAAGGCCACAGAGGGUUUAUCCCUGCUUGGAGCCUAUGAAGAUAGUGAUGAAGAUGAUGCUGGAGAGACUCAGCGCUCAGUUGCGAAUUCUCAACGCAACCAAUCAGCUGACAUCGACAAAACAUUGGCCAGCUUCAUGGCUGAAAUUGAUGCAAUCACCACUCAGCCAAGUUCAGAGGAUACAACAUCUCAUCCUUCUGUCCCAACAACCACCCCACCCAGACCUGAGGUUAAUACUCAGCAGUCAGCUACCGGUGAAGGACAGAAUCAGCAAAGCACAGAGUUUGAGUACAAUACUCAGUACUCUUUAGCUGGAGUGGGCGUAGAGAUGGGAGACUGGCAGGAGGUAUGGGACGAGAACUCUGGCUGCUACUACUACUGGAACACUCUGACCAAUGAGGUGUCUUGGGAGCUGCCACACUAUCUAGCUGAUCAGGUGCAAAGCCUGGAACAGUAUGCCAACAGUGCCAACGGCAAUGACACAGCCCAUGCUGGUUAUUACUUGGAGGAAAACGCUGCAUCUGUUGCAGUCCUGACAUCAGUGAAAGAGACCAAAGUGAAGGAUGUGAUCGAGAGUGUUGUAGGCCUCACAAGUGAGGAGGAGGAACAUCGUGGAGUGGCUGCAUCUCUUCUUGGUCCUCUGAUUCCCUCUGAAGUGAAAGAAGCAGAAGAAAAGUGGAGAAAAAGACUGCUGAAAGGUUUGGACGAGACUGAAAACUGUUUGGAUUCUGAAGGAGAAGGUGUUUGCCCGGCAGGGUCCCCCUCGACCCCUCUUCAGGACUCGGACUCAGUCCCAACUGAUCUUUGCACCAAGAAGCAGUCAAGAGACAACUCGGAUGCUGAGGAGGAGACAGAGGAAGACACAGUGGAACUGGAACUGGCUCUGGAGAGGAAAAAGGCUGAGCUCCGGGCACUGGAGGAAGGUGAUGUGAGUGGAGGGGGCUCCAGUCCUUGUUCUGAGGCAAGUCAAGAAACCUCUGGUUCUCGUGGCCUUGUACUGAAGAAAAAACGUUGGAAGACUGCUUUCCCCUCUGCUGCCAGCCCUGACUCGAACAGCAGAGGAUCAGACCAACAGGACAGCACAGAGACAACUCUUUCCAAAGUCCUCGAGAGUGUUGCAGAAGGAGAAGACAAGGAAAUGGACGAUUCUGAGGAGAAAACAGUUUUGAAACGAGAAGAUGUGGAAACACCUGAACUCAAAGUGGAAACGCCUGAGCUUAAGUUUCAGAUUGGAGAAUUGGCUAACACCUUAACCAGCAAGAUGGAGUUCCUAGGGAUAAACAAAAAGGCGAUCUCAAACUUCCAGUUGCUUCUGCUACAAACUGAGACUCGCAUUGCUGACUGGAGGGAGGGUGCUUUGAAUGGGGUCUAUCUUCGCCGCAGGCUGCAGGAAGCUGCCGAGCACAUAAAAUAUUACGAACUUAACGCCACCCCAAAAGGCUGGUCCUGCCACUGGGACAGAGAACACAGGCGGUAUUUCUAUGUGAGGGACCGGACCGGUGCCUCCCAGUGGGAUUUCCCAACAGAGGAGGACAAAGAGGAGGACCUGAAAGGCAGCCAGGGUACUGAGACAGAGACUUCUAGCCAAGAGGAUACCAAAACAUCUGCAUCUGCUGGUGGGAUGAUAGGAUCUUCUGCUUACGAUGCUGUUACCCCACCAGCACCACCUCAGCCUGGUGCGUUCUGGCCACCAUCCCAACCUCCUCUUCCUGACAGCCCACCUCCACCUUCCCACUGUCCCUCGCCUCCCCCUCUCCCCCCAGGCUCGCCACCUCCACCUCCUCCUCCUCCUGACAGUGAUGGAGAAAUCAUGGAAGUGGAGAUGGAGAUGGAUGAUGAUAAUGAGGAGCCUCCAGCCCCUGGAACUGAGGAAGAUGGCAAUGGGAGGCCUCCUUUACCUCCUGGAGAUACUGGUGCAAAAACUGUGGAUUCAUCGGGCCCCUUGGGGAAGGGGCAGAAACGUAAAUCCAGCCAGCUGAAUAAAGCCAUUACCAUUGGCAGCAGUCCCAUUCUCUACACCCAGUCUGCUGCCACUGCAGCUCCUCUCAUGUCAGCAACUGCCUACUGGGGUGUGUCAGCUGUCACUGCUCCUUUGAUCCCCUGUGAACCUCCUGUCCCACCUGUCCCAGCACUACCUCCUCAACCACCGCUGCCACCAUCCCAGCCGCCCUUUGAACCUCUAGGAGCCAAAGUUUUGCCCACAGACAAGACCAAAAAGGCAAAAAAGGAUAAGUCAAAGAAGAGUAAGACCAAAAUGCCUUCACUGGUGAAGAAGUGGCAGAGCAUCCAGAAGGAGCUGGAUGAAGAAGAGAAGAGCAGCUCCAGUGACGAGGACAGAGAGCAGCUUAACAAGAAGAGUAUCGAGGAGUGGAAGCAACAGCAGUUUAUGACAGGAAAAGCUUCAAAGAAUGCCAACUUUGAGGCACUUCCUGAAGACUGGCGGGAGCGACUGAAGAAACGGAAGAUAAUGAAUAGCACAUAACGUCUAGCUUAACUUAAGUUGUAUAUUACCCAUUUAACAUUUUUAACUACACUCCAACCACUAACAUGAUGUCAUCCUUCCCACCUUAAGUUUUGUUCAGUGAUCUAUGGACUUUUUCUUCAGCUUCACUUGUCCAUGAUGGAGACAUUUAGAGGCCCUUAUAUGGCAGGCCAUUCACCAGAAGGGUUUGAAUGUCCUGUUUUUGUGUUGUUGUAGCCACAAUUGUAAAUGUGCCAAAUGUCAUUAAGUUCAUCCGAACUACUUCCACAUCAUCUUGUAUAGACCCCAUAUAGAUGACAACCCAGUUUGUUUGGAGGAAUUGUCUAUUUUAAUGAGCAUUUUUACAACUGUGUACAUAAAAUGUAUAAUGUAAUAAGCCAUGUUUUUGGAAGGGGAGGUAAUGUCACAGAAGUUGUAUAUUUUGUAAAAACGUAUUAAACUGUUUUUCAAAGCUCUUUA